AUGGACAGUCAGCCGUCGGCCGCCCGAGGUACGCUGCAGGAGGCGGUCAAGUACUGGUCUGACUUUGUCGCGCGGUGCAUCGUGCAGCGGCUAGACAGCAACCGCUUCCAGGACUUUGUGCAGCUCGUCCACGCGCGGCACCCGCUGCCGCCCGUGCUCAUCGCCGACCUCUUCCUCCGUCCGCAGCCUUCGAACCGCGUCAGCCUCGAUCCGCGCAUCCCACCGUAUGUGCGAAUUCUCGCCCAGCUCCGCUACGUCGACGCGCCGUCCAUCUUGCGCGUGCUAUACAAGUACUCGGCGCUGCACGCCCAUGACAGGCCACCGCUGCCGCUGCCGUCGUCGCUGCCCGAGAACGGGGGAGACGGCGAGACGAUGAAGAAGGAGGAGGAAGAGGAGAAGGGUGCUGGCGGCGGUGGGGUGAUGAGGCAGGACAAAAUGGUGCGCUGGCAGGAGUCGGCUUGGGCGGAAGAGGUCCUGUUUUACCACGUUAUAAAGACCAUGUUUGAGGGCACGGCGUUUACAGACGCCAAGACGGGUCUGGAGCUGGUGGACAUUACUUGCAAGUGGAUGGACCUGUUUGUGCAUGCCAGCUCGGAACUGGCGGCGGAUAUGCUCGCCAACAAGCACGACAGACAGGCUCGCGACGAGAUGGAGACGGUGCGCGCAGCACUUGUGCCUCUGCUUCUUAGACUGGUGGAUAAUCACGAGCUGCUACGCAUCAUUAGCAAGCCGUUUGCAAAAGGCAUCCGAAAGCAUUUAUCAGAAAGCCUUGGCAAUUUUAUACAAACUGUCCAGCCUCCACCUCUUUACAUUGAGAGACUGGAAAUCUUCCGCACGCAGACGCUUGCACAGCUGGACCCUAUCGAUGAGAAGAAGAAAGCUGCCAACGCAGCCAUGGAAGAGCUGCUUGACUCGACCGUUGGUUCAGACAACUUUGUUGUUCCCGAUAUCCUCAUCUCCAACUCGCGGGCUGCGCUUUACGUCUACCUCAAUGCGGCACUCGUUGCACGGCCUGUGCUGGAUGAUUCUAUGCUCUAUGCAUUCUUGAGCAACAAAUACCAAGAAAACCAACAAGCGAGUGCGGUCGAUCUUAUCGUCGCCUCAUUCGACGUGCUUGCCAACGCCGUGUUUCGAAACGAGGGCCCCAGAGACGCUCAUCUUUUGCGAUCCUUUGUGGUCAACAAGCUGCCGCUUCUGCUUUGCCAGCUGUGCCAUCCAGAGUUCUCGGCGGCGUCGGCAGAGUUCUGCAUCACAGAGGCAUUGAGUCGCGUCGACACCGGCAUCUUCCCCACAGCCUCUCUCAUGUUCGACGAGUCGCGAAACAACAAUCCCUACAUGGAUAGCGUGCGAGAGGAGUUUUGUGCGGCGUGUGCGUUGCAUGGGCUGAUAGAGAGAGACCACGUCGACCGCAUACUCGGAGAAACAUCCAUGUCGUAUGACCCAUCGCUGGAAAGGGCUAAUAGGGACAGGCUCGUCAGCGAUUGCUUGUCUGACUCUGGCAGGAUACAAAAUAUAAUCUCACAACUAGAUAGGGUGGACGGCAAUGUUGGAGCUGUGGCUCAUGCCAUUGUCGAGUUGAUUCGACAACUGUGUAACAACAAGGAUACAACAUCACUGAAGCUUCUUUGCCUGCAAUUAUCCCAAAAGCCUCAAUCAUUAGACAUCAUUCUUCUUUUCGACAAAGUCACAUCGGUGCUAGAGCCUGUGUGCACGCUUCUUGACAAUUGGAAUUACGAGGAAGACCAGGGCGAGUACCAACCCGUAUAUGAAGAAUACGGUGCGAUUCUUCUUUUAGUAUUCGCCUUUACCUACCGCUAUAACCUUUCCCCCCUGGACAUUGGCAUCCAGUCGGCCGACUCGCACGUGGCCAAGAUUAUCGCCAAGUCGCACAUGCUGCGGCCACUGGAGGACCUGAACGAGCAAGAGGCGGAACAUGUGGCUGGUUGGAUCACCGGCCUCUUUGAUAACGAAACUGGUGGCCUGGGAGACGACCUCAUGUCCUCGUGCCCGCCGCACGAGUUUUAUCUGCUCGUGGCGCCGAUUUUUCAGAGCAUCAUCACUGCUUACACGUAUGGCUACAUUAACGACGAGAGCCUCAAAGGCGGUGUUGAAUACUUGGUCGACACAUUUCUGUUGCCGUCGCUAGUGCCGGCCAUUAGAUUCUUGUCCGACUACAUAUGGAUAGAUGAAAAGGAGCAAAAGUCCAUUGUCAAGGCUUUGCAGCUACUGCUCACGCCUAGCUCCAUCUCAGGCGAAGCAAGCACUGUGCUGUCGGCGGUGAAGAACCUCAUCGCACAGCCACUCGAGCACGCACUGCGAACCUACCAGCGUCAAGACCCCCGUAACCAGGACAUUGAACCGCUGCUGAGGUCGCUCAAGGAGAACCUGCCGCUCUCGCGACGAACCGGCGGUCCCGAGCACCACGAGAUGGUAUCGUGGGCCAACAACUCGAACAGCGGGCUGUCUGGGGCCAUCCGGCACACCAUACAAGGGCUCGUGCAGUGGAGCCUGCAGCCCGGCGUAAACGUGAUGCCGACGUCGUACACGCAUCGCCAGCUCAUCACCGGGCUGCGCAUCAUUGGCCCGAGCCGGCUCCUGCGGCUCAUAAUGGAGGAGGUUCGGCAGCAGAGCGAGCUGGGCAACGCGUCGAUCGUCUACGACGUGGCCGCGGCGCUCAUCGCGGCGACAGACCCGACCAACGAGGCGCCGCCGGGGCCGAACCUGCUCGACACAGCGGGCACCAUGCAGGCGACGCCGCCGCCGCAAAGGCCGCAGGGCCUGCGAGAGGCGCUCAAGACGGCGGCAGAGGGCUGCAAGCGCCUGCAGAAGCACGACCAGUUCCUGGCGGAGGCGACGGUGCGGCUGCACCGCCGCGUCGAGAUGCUGCUGGUCGUGCCGCAGCCGCAGGCCAUGCUGCAGACGACGGACAUGCCGCUGGACCUGGGUGGCGAUGCCAUGGCGGCGGCGGCGGCAGCAGCAGCAGCGGUGGGCGCGGACCCGAUGAGCGUGGACGGGUUGGACACGACGGGGCUGGACACGACAGGCCUGGAUCUGGGCCUGGGUGCGGAUAUGGGCUUAUCUGGGGGCGGCAGCGAUGGGGAUUUGUUUGGCGGCCUGGACACGAGCCUAGACAUGUUUGAUGGGUGGGACAGCAUGGAUAUGGGAGUCAACUAG
Molecule: messenger RNA, 3174 nt
Organism: Beauveria bassiana ARSEF 2860
Lineage: Eukaryota; Fungi; Ascomycota; Sordariomycetes; Hypocreales; Cordycipitaceae
Product: mediator complex subunit Med5
Exons: 5
Coding region: 1-3174 (1057 amino acids)
Biological process (GO): regulation of transcription by RNA polymerase II
Cellular component (GO): mediator complex
Molecular function (GO): transcription coregulator activity
Source: RefSeq, a predicted model, not a curated record